UAGCCAAAAACAUCUCCGAACUCCAAAACUAAGUACAAAUCCCCCCUCCUCCAGUCCUCCUCUUCCUCCAAAGCAUUGGGUUCUGUUCCUUCUCUCUCAUCGGAUCUCUCUCUAGAUCGCACCCCCAAAUCGAAACUCAAGGAAUACGAUACGAAACACUUGCUUUCAAAUCAUCUAUCUCGCUCUGUGUUUUAUCGGGCAUUCCUUGCACUGAAAUGGGAAUGCCCGUGAAACGAUGAGCGUGACAACAACGACGACGACGACAAUAACAACCCUAAACGGCGACGAAGAAGAAGAAAACGAGGAGCGGUUCUACGAGUCCCUCGAUCGUCUCCUCUCCUCUAACUCUACCUCCUGCUCCACUUCCGACUCGGGCUCGGACUCCGACCCGAACCCGAAUUCCCCUACCGGGGAUGCCGCCUCCUCGUCUUCUUCGGCGUUUCCUCUCCCUAGAUUUCCACGCAUUGCCGCCACCAAGUAUGACAUCUGGAUCUCUCAGCCUGCUUCCAUUUCCGAGCGCCGCCUGCGUUUGCUCCGGGACAUGGGCCUCAGUGGGGACUCGUCGUUGUCUCGGUCUAAACCAGGGCAUCAAUCGGGGCAGUCGGUGGAUUUUUCACGAUCGGUGAACUCGGAUCGGCUGAGGGAUCCGCCGGGUAUAGUGCGAUCGAAAUCCGACGGUUACAAUGAUAAGUCAGAUUUUUCUGUUUCUUCUCCUUCAAUUCUUUGUUACGAUUCCUCUUCUUUGUCUAAUGUUGAUUUUGUAAAUAAUAAUUGUGACCGUGAAUGUGAUAACAACAACGGCAACAAUGCUGUUGGAGUUGAUGAUAGUAAUAAAGAUGACGGUUAUUCGCGGUCGCGGGGAGGUGUUAACAAAAGUAACGAAUUUUCUCCUGUUGCCGUUGUUACGAGUGCCUCUUCACCGAAUAAACCGCCUAGUGGGAGAAAUCUCAGAAGAAUGGAUGAGAGUCUACUGGAUUGCAUUAGUUCUAAUGGGAAUUUAGGAUGCAAUGAGGGAUUCAGAGAGCCUGUUGGGGAAUCGGAAUGCCAUGGAAAUGGUGGUGGAGUUGGCAGUGAAGUGUGUACCAUAAAAAAUCUUGACAAUGGGAAGGAGUUUAUGGUGAAUGAGAUCAAAGAGGAUGGGACUUGGAACAAGUUGAAGGAAGUGGCGACUGGGAGGCAACUGACAAUAGAGGAGUUUGAGAUGAGUGUGGGGACUUCACCAAUCGUGCAAGAGCUAAUGAGGAGGCAGAAUGUGGAGGAGGGUCAUAGGGAAAGUCUGGAUUCCAACGCAAAUAAUGGUAUUGGUAGCAUUUCUAAAUCGAAAAAGAAGGGCAGUUGGUUUAGGAGUAUAAAGAAUGUGGCAAGUAGCAUUACCAAUCAUAAGGAGAGGAGAAGUAGUGAUGAGAGGGAUACCUCAUCGGAGAAAGGUGGUAGGAGGUCAAGCUCAGCGACUGAUGAUAGCCAGGAUGGUUCAUUCCAUGGGCCUGAGAGAGUUAGGGUGCGACAAUAUGGGAAGUCGUGUAAGGAGUUCACUGCAUUGUACAAGAGUCAGGAGAUUCAAGCCCAUAAUGGGUCAAUAUGGAGCGUUAAGUUCAGUUUAGAUGGCAGGUAUCUUGCGAGUGCUGGUGAGGAUUGUGUGAUUCAUGUUUGGCAGGUUGUGGAGUCAGAGAGAAAAGGGGAAUUGUUAUUGGAGAAGGCUGAGGACAGUAAUUUGAACAAUUUGCUAAUGGCCAAUGGGUCCCCAGAAUCUAGUUCAUUGUCACCAACGGUGGACAAUCAUCCUGAAAAGAAGAGAAGAGGGAGGGCAUCUAUAAGCCGGAAAUCAUUGAGCUUGGACUAUAUUUUUGUUCCUGACACUGUCUUUGCGCUUUCAGAUAAACCCGUUUGCUCAUUCCGUGGACAUCUGGACGAUGUUCUUGACCUGUCGUGGUCCAAGUCUCAGCACUUACUCUCUUCGUCAAUGGAUAAAACUGUGCGAUUGUGGCAUUUGUCUAGCCGGACUUGUUUGAAAAUAUUUUCACACAGUGAUUAUGUAACUUGCAUCCAGUUUAAUCCUGUUGAUGAUAGAUACUUCAUUAGUGGAUCCCUAGAUGCAAAAGUUCGCAUUUGGAGCAUUCCCGAUCACCAAGUUGUUGAUUGGAAUGAUCUUCAUGAGAUGGUCACUUCAGCUUGCUAUACUCCAGAUGGCCAGGGUGCUCUUGUUGGAUCAUACAAGGGAAGCUGUAGAUUGUAUAAUACUUCUGAAAAUAAGUUGCAGCAAAAAUGUCAAAUAAAUCUACCGAUCAAGAAGAAGAAAUCUCAUCAGAAGAAAAUCACAGGUUUCCAGUUUGCACCAGGAAGUACAUCAGAAGUGUUUAUAACAUCUGCAGAUUCACGAAUACGGGUGGUUGAUGGUGUUGAUUUGGUCCAUAAGUUCAAGGGGUUUCGCAACACCAACAGCCAAAUCUCGGCUUCCCUGACAGCUAAUGGAAAAUAUGUUGUCUCUGCCAGUGAGGAUUCUAAUGUCUAUGUGUGGAAACAUGAAGCCGAUUCCCGACCUAACAGAAGCAAAGGUGUCACAGUCACACGUUCAUACGAGCAUUUCCAUUGUCAAGAUGUAUCAGUUGCCACCCCAUGGCCUGGGAUAGGUGACUCAUGGGGAUUACAUGGCAUUUAUUCUGCAGAUCAUUGUGUGCUUGAAAACAACCUUGACGAGGUUUCUACAGCCAACCAUCCUCCUACACCUGCUGAUGAUUUUAGUGCCACUGAGGGUUCUCGGUCAACUUCUGGGUGCACCAACAGCCCACUUCAUGGAAUAAUAUCCAGCGCAACCAAUGGUUACUUCUUUGAUAGAAUCUCGGCAACAUGGCCAGAGGAAAAGCUCCUUCUGGCUGCUAAGAACCGUAGCCCUUGUCAUGUCAGGCAUGAUAUCUCCAAUGGGGUAAAUCAAAACAUGCCAGCUUGGGGUAUGGUAAUUGUAACUGCCGGUCUUCGAGGGGAACUCAGAACUUUUCAAAAUUUUGGAUUGCCAAUUCAAUUAUAAGCAGCCACAAAUCCCCAGAAGCCUCCAGCAUUGAAGAAUUGUGUUUAGCAAUACUGGCUGUUGCAGGUACAUUGCCAUUGCCACUGCCACCUUGGUUAAACGUGUACAGAGAUAGCCAGUGAGAUUUGUAAUAUUAGUUUCAUUAUUUUUUUUUUCUUGACAUUUUUUGUUCGUGCUUAGUUGGAAUGCCUAAUCCGAUCAAGCAUCCAGGAAAAAUAUAGAUUUGUCAAGAAAAAGAACUACACGGUGAAUUUAGAAACCAAUUGAUCGGGCAUUGUAGAGUUAUGAACAUGGGAGAAGCUUAUUGAAUCAAAGUGAAAUUCUUUUUUUACCA
Tripterygium wilfordii is the source of this 3356-nucleotide messenger RNA. Its product is annotated as WD repeat-containing protein 44-like. NCBI's taxonomy places the organism in Eukaryota, Viridiplantae, Streptophyta, Magnoliopsida, Celastrales, Celastraceae. The transcript is spliced from 7 exons. Gene Ontology annotation, molecular function: protein binding. Bases 236 to 3022 code for a protein of 928 amino acids. The record is from RefSeq and is a predicted model, not a curated record.